Molecule: messenger RNA, 2279 nt
Organism: Halichondria panicea
Lineage: Eukaryota; Metazoa; Porifera; Demospongiae; Suberitida; Halichondriidae
Product: methylenetetrahydrofolate reductase (NADPH)-like
Exons: 9
Coding region: 57-2084 (675 amino acids)
Biological process (GO): tetrahydrofolate interconversion
Cellular component (GO): cytosol
Molecular function (GO): FAD binding; methylenetetrahydrofolate reductase [NAD(P)H] activity
Source: RefSeq, a predicted model, not a curated record
CACGUGGCUGCAGAGGUCACUGAAAAGCUAAGAAGCCAAGGUAGCUUGAGAACACCAUGGCUGCCCUACCAACUCUGAAAGAACAAGAAACCGUCUUCCCAAGAGUGAAGUCUGAGCCGACCUUUCCUGUCGCGCAUAUUGUCAGUGGCUGUGAGUCAGAGAGCUCUGGCUUCAGGUCUCGCAAUGGUUCCUCUGCCGACAGUACUCGAUCCUCUUCUCCCAGCCCUCCUAACUCGGCACUACCCAUCACACUACUGGACAAGAUACAUACUAAGAUCGCAAAGAAAGAGAGAUUUUUCUCACUGGAAUUCUUUCCUCCACGAACAGCCGCUGGAGCUGUGAACCUGAUUAACCGGUUUGACCGGAUGUUUUCAGGCGGUCCAUUGUUCUGUGAUGUGACAUGGCAUCCAGCCGGAAACCCUGGAGGCGAAUCAGAGACAAGCUCCAUGGCGAUUGCCAGUGCUGCCCUCAACUAUUGCAGCCUGGACACUAUGCUGCACAUCACAUGUGCCAACCAGACCAAGGAGGUCAUUACUGCUCAUCUUGAGAAGGCUAAAGCUAGAGGCAUCAAGAAUAUACUAGCACUCAGAGGAGAUCCCCCGGGGGAUGAUGAGUGGAAGGCUAGUGAGGACGGGUUCUCUUAUGGGACGGAUAUUGUGAAACAUAUUAGGGAAAACUUCGGAGACUACUUCACAAUCUGUGUGGCAGGCUACCCCAAUGGCCACCCCGACUGCUCGACCUACGAUGAGGACAUACGACACUUGAAGGAGAAAGUGGAUGCCGGGGCAGACUUCAUCAUCACUCAGCUCUUCUUUGAUGCUCAGACUUUCAUCGACUUCUACAAUGACUGUCGGAAGAUUGGAAUCGAGGUCCCCAUUAUCCCUGGAGUCAUGCCGAUACAGGGUUACCAGAGUUUACGACACCUGGUGAAGCUCUCACGUCUUGAAGUGCCUCAGGACAUUCUCACUCAGUUGACUGCCAUCAAGGAUGAUGAUGCAGCUGUGCAAGCAUACGGUGUACAACUAGCAGUCAACCUCUGUAGAGAACUCUUUGAGUCUGGCUUGGUGUAUGGCCUCCAUUUCUACACCCUCAACAGAGAGGUGGCAGUCAUUGAGAUCCUACAACAACUGGGCCUCUGGUGUGAGGACCCACUCACCCUCAAGACUCUCCCAUGGAAAGCCCCCGUCAAUCAUAAACGAUUCUCAGAAGAUGUACGCCCAAUUUUCUGGUCUAUGCGCCCGAAAAGUUACAUUCAUCGUACUCUAGAAUGGGACAAUUUCCCGAAUGGUCGCUGGGGCAACUCGUCAUCGCCUGCUUUCGGAGAGCUGAGAGACUAUUACUUGUUUUAUCUGCGGAGUCGGCACAAGCCUGAGCGACUGCGUGCAAUGUGGGGAGAGCAGUUGGACACGGAACAAGACGUGUUUGACGUGUUUGAGUGCCACAUUGCCGGGAAAAAGAACAAGAAUGGAGUCAAGGUGAGCACGAUCCCGUGGAAUGACGAGGACUUUGCUCUGGAGACGUCUCUGCUCACUCAGAGUCUAGCACAUGUCAACAAACAUGGCUUCCUCACCAUCAACAGUCAGCCCGCCAUUAAUGCCACACCCUCCACUGACCCCAUUGUAGGCUGGGGCAGCAAGGGAGGCUAUGUCUAUCAGAAGUCUUAUCUCGAGUUCUUCACCAGUCCGCAGUACAUGGCGAUAUUGGUGGAGGUGCUCCAAAACUACCCCUCCGUGAGCUACCACAUUGUGAACAAGCUGGGCACUGAGAACCUGUCCGACACUGACUCCACCCAGCCCAUUGCCGUCACCUGGGGCGUCUUCCCAGGCAAGGAGAUAGUUCAACCCACUGUGGUCGACCCUGUCAGCUUCAACAUUUGGAAGGAUGAAGCGUUUGCUCUGUGGAACACACACUGGGCCAAGCUGUACACACCAAGCUCCACAUCUCAAGACCUUAUCAAACACAUCUCCGACACCUACUACCUCAUCAAUCUGGUUGACAACGACUUUGUGGCCGGCAACUGUCUCUUCCAAGUGCUGUACGAUGUGUUGGAGAGAGAGGGGAAACCCCGUGGGCCAUCUAAUUAACUCUGAGAAUAAACUAUUAAGAAUUCUUUGUAUAGCUUUUUCACAUUUCCCAAUUUUGCUCUCCCAGCACAACACCCCAGUGUGUUGUAUUCAUAUUUAUGAUGGACGCUUAUUAUUUAUUAUUUUCUACCUAAUAUUCUUUUUGUACAGUAUAAUAAUUAUACACAUAAAAAUUAAACAGCAUUUGUUAAUUGG